CAUUGCUCUGGAACAAGAAUGGGAGAUGACAUUUACAGCAUCGUCAGCAUCCGGGCCACGCGGCCCAACAACAGGCCGCUGCGCGGCCUCUCGGGCUCCGAGUAUGACAGGAACCGGCGGAUGAACAAGGCGUGCAAUGUGAGCGUCGGAGUGUGCGCCGCCCCCGUCAUUCUGGCCCUGGUCGUGCUGCUCGCCAUCGAGUAUCAGAAGUACUCCCUGGAAAAGGCGCGGCAACAGCGAGCCAGGGCAAAAUUGCAGUCGACCAACUCCACGAGCGGUAACACGACUGCGGGCCGCCCCACCCACGAUGCGGGCAAGGCGAGUUCGGAGGCCGGGUCGCCGCCCGCACGCGACCAAGUGGUGUUCCCAGCCGAGGCCGUGCUGGCGGGCCUCCUCUUCAACCGGCGCCGCUUCUUCUUCGGCCGCUCGGUGGACUCCCACCGGGGUCCCUGCGUUGUGGCCGCCCCGCAGCCGCGCUGCCUCGUGGUGUGGCAAGGGAUGCCAGCACGAUUCGAGGACGACUUCGAGUACCUGGCCCACUCGGCGGGCGUGACGUUCUCGUGGACAGCGCACCAGGCUGGCCACCCGUGGCCGUCGAACGUGGUGCGCCUGACGGCCAACACCGCGUCGGGGCCCGGUCGCCGGCAGCACCGCGCGGAGGAGUUCCACUACGGCCGCAGCCCCGGCUUCGGCCGCAGCUCUCUGCUCGCCGGCGUCGUGCGCCUCUCCGAGUCGUCCAAGCUGAUCGUCAUCGACAACCAGCGGGUGCGCCUGUUCCCGCACUACGAGCUGCUGGUACGCAACCCGCCGGGUUACCCCGUGGAGCGCUGGCACCAGUGCCAGGACCGGUGCAACUCGACCGAGGGCGCAGUGUUCGGCGGACUCGAGGGUGGCACUCCCACCCUGGUUGGGAGGGCUUUCUUCGACGGCCGCUUCUCGCCCUGCAAGGUGGUCGCCGUGGGCUGCGUGCUGCCCGGAGGACAGGUGGCCCUCAUCUUCGAGUUCCUGGUCGAGUCCCGUGGCGUGGUGUUCGAGUGGGUGGACUUCGGCGGCGGCGGAAGCGCGAAGGGCAACGCCAGCGACGACCUCUCCGGGUCGCCGACGUCGUCGCCCGAAGUCGCUGAGGUGACCGUCGGAGGUGCACUGGUGGGCCGCAGCCGGCCGCUCAAUCCGGACGGCAGGUUGCUGCUGGGGGCCGUGGUUUCGGGCAACGGGUCACGGCUUUACGCCUGCGACGUCAGGGAACCACUGCCGGCGCCCUUGGAAACCUUCCAGGACGGCCUCGUUGCGGUGACGAACGCCACCAGCCAUGGCGCGGCUCCGGAGGAGGACUUCGCCAGCACCGGGACCGACGGUUCGGACCCCCUGCGGGUCGUCGCUGUCCCGUUUCGCCCUGUUCGCGCUGACGCUCUGCGUCGUGGCGUCGUCCCACGGAGUGGCGGCGGCGUUCGGGGCCGUCCGCAAGCGGGGCGAGGACGUGUCGCUCGUCGAGUGGUCGCACGGCACCAACAGCCGCUGGAAGCUGGAGCAGGCGCUGAGCGGCCGCGCGGCGCCGUACGUGGAGGCGGACGUGAGCCAGGCGGACGGCAUGGCCGUGAUGGCGCACCCGCCCGUGCGCUCGUGGGACCUGAGCCUGCGCGAGUUCCUGCGCAUCGUGUGCGGCUCGCCGCGCAACGUGACGCUCAAGCUGGACUUCAAGGCGAGCGAGGUGCUGGAGAGCGCCUUCCUGGACAUGGAGAGCGCGCCCCUGGAGAACUUGCGUGACCUCUGGCUGAACGCUGACAUCGUCGAAGGACCGGGCGGCAGUCCUGACGUGGAUGCCCAGCACUUCUUGCAGCUGUGCACCAGCCGUUUCCCGCAGGCCACCCUGUCGCUCGGCUGGACCACGCGUCCCAUG
Molecule: messenger RNA, 1897 nt
Organism: Dermacentor albipictus
Lineage: Eukaryota; Metazoa; Arthropoda; Arachnida; Ixodida; Ixodidae
Source: RefSeq, a predicted model, not a curated record